AUGGUCUAUAUAUCCUCCUCAACCACGGCCGCCGUGAACCCUAUAGCCUCUGAACCAAAACUCAACAUCAAAGAGCUCUAUUCCGCUCUCGUUUACAAAGCGCGCCACCCUGAAGGGUUUGUCGCGGCUAUUGAAAGUUCUACGAUAGAGCAUGAACAUGCCACUGGGUUAACGCGGCGUGUUGUGUUCAAGCCGGGGUUUAUGGGGAAGGUUGAGAAGCAGGUGGUCGAAGAGGUUGUGGAAUUUUUUCCGCCAACGAGAGUUGAUUUCAAAGUCCCCGCUACAGGCAUGCAGGUGUCGAAUGUGAUUUCGCACGAGGCCGACAAGGAAGACGAGCUAUACCUAACCUUUUCGUUUGAUUUCCCACAUCCAGGGAUCACGGAUAGGGAAGCACAGAAAGACGAGGUUGAAGCACAUCAGGCAGAGGCAAGAAAGGGCGGAUCGAAGGUGGUGCCGCAUACGAUUGAGGUUGCGAGGCAAAUGAAGAUUGAUGGAGAAUUGUAA
Messenger RNA from Talaromyces rugulosus, 504 nucleotides. RefSeq lists its product as uncharacterized. The transcript is spliced from 2 exons. The coding region runs from base 1 to 504 and encodes 167 amino acids. Lineage: Eukaryota; Fungi; Ascomycota; Eurotiomycetes; Eurotiales; Trichocomaceae. The record is from RefSeq and is a predicted model, not a curated record.